UUCUUUGCCAAUGCUGAAUACAGCCAGAGUGCCGGAAUGCAAUCCAGCGCCAGAAUCGAUGAAUACAGCAAACGUCGAGUGGUUGGAGGUAACGAAUCAGAACCCCACGUUUGGCCUUGGACUGCUCAACUGAUUUAUACUGAAACCAAAAUUCAUCGUUGUGGUGCAGCGAUUCUAGCGAAUGAUAUCGUGAUAACUGCUGCGCAUUGUUUUUCACGAAGCCGCAAUCCAAAUCGAUAUGAAGUCCUUAUUGGAGGACACGAGCUUGGCUCCGGAGAAAGCUAUACUAUCCGCAACAUUUCCAUUCAUCCACUCUUUAACAUUUUAAUGUCUAGUUCAUUCGAUGUAGCACUUCACAAAAUAAAGUUCGAUGAAAAUGUUCGGCCAGUUUGCUUGCCAACGUUGGAACCGUCAGUUCGAGAUGAUUGCAUUGUUACUGGAUGGGGAUAUCAAGAAGAAAGUGGUCGAUUUUCUCCAAAGUUACGUGAAAUACGUGUCCCAAUUAUUCCCGUUGCUAUAUGCAAUAGUAUGAUACAUUAUUUGGGUCGAGUUGAUCCUUUAUCAAUGCUCUGCGCGGGAUCUGGAGGUGCAGAUGCAUGUCAGGGUGAUUCAGGUGGGCCCUUGAUGUGUUAUAGUAAUGUUCGUCAACGAUGGGAACUGCAGGGAGUGGUGAGCUGGGGUCACGGGUGUGGUAGGAACAACAGUCCAGGAGUGUAUUCCAAAAUUAGUGCUGUUGCAGCAUGGAUCACUUCUCAGAUGAAUAUACUUAAACUUAAUGAUAAUGAUGUUCUUUAA
Thelazia callipaeda (thelaziosis nematode) is the source of this 795-nucleotide messenger RNA. The record is from the annotation of a GenBank genome assembly. Lineage: Eukaryota; Metazoa; Nematoda; Chromadorea; Rhabditida; Thelaziidae.